AUGAAGCUGGUAACUGUGUUCGGGCUGGUAAUGCUCAGCAUUUGCACAUACUCUGCCACAGCCUUUUUCAUCAACAGUUUGCCACUUCCUGUUGACAAAGUCUUACCUCUGGACACAAUUCUCCCUUCCCUGGACCCAUUAAGGAACCUACUGAGAACUCUGGGAAUUUCUGUUGAACACCUGGUGGCAGGAUUGAAGAAAUGUGUGGAUGAGCUGGGACCAGAGGCAUCUGAGUCUGUGAAGAAACUGCUGGAGGCCUUAUCAUUUUUGGUGUGA
Molecule: messenger RNA, 276 nt
Organism: Sorex araneus (European shrew)
Lineage: Eukaryota; Metazoa; Chordata; Mammalia; Eulipotyphla; Soricidae
Gene: SCGB3A2
Product: secretoglobin family 3A member 2
Exons: 3
Coding region: 1-276 (91 amino acids)
Source: RefSeq, a predicted model, not a curated record